This is a messenger RNA of Nymphaea colorata (pocket water lily), 1630 nucleotides long. RefSeq lists its product as uncharacterized. The coding region runs from base 237 to 935 and encodes 232 amino acids. Lineage: Eukaryota; Viridiplantae; Streptophyta; Magnoliopsida; Nymphaeales; Nymphaeaceae. The record is from RefSeq and is a predicted model, not a curated record. The transcript has 4 exons.
CUCUUAUCCAAUACAAACCCGAUUCAUUUCACUUGGCCUCGAUCCGGAGAGAGAGAGAGAACGUCGCCUCUCCCUAUUCAAAAAAUUUCAGAAUCUCGUUGCCGCAUCUCGUCGGUUCCAUCAUGGCACCAGUUUUGAAUGACUUCUUGUAAGGUGAAGAGGUCACAAUGUCACCCAUCUAGAAGUUAGAAAUUCAAAAUGGUCAUGAAGAACGUUCAACAACAAGCUUUGCAAUAAUGGGGAAUAUUUUUAGCUCCUUUUUCACUGGUUUUGGUGACGCUAUUGGUAACUUGUUCCAAUCACCACUUGAUUUCAUCAAAGGAAAAUCAUGCAGUUCAGUAUGUGGUGUAACAUGGGAUCUGAUCUGCUACAUCGACCAUUUUUGCAUUGUCAAUAUUGUGAAACUUGUAAUGGUCCUUGCCCUUACAUACCUCAUAAUGCUGUUCUUAUACCUUCUCUACAAAGUGGGAAUAGUCGACUGCGUCUGCCGAAAUAUCUGUGAAAUGAUAUGGUCAUUCUUCACGUCUUGCUGCUCAACAUUGGAGUACUGUUGCUUGAUCUUACGUGACAAGAUGGCAAGAGUGAAGCGAAUGAAGAGGGUCCAAGAAAUAGAGAGUGUUGAGGAUGAAAUAGAGAUUGGAGAAUGCGAGAGUUACAAUGGGAACCAGUUUGCUUAUUCAGAGAGAGGAAGGGAUUUCCGUUUUGAAAACUUGGACUCUGGAAGGACCAGGGAGCGUAGGAAGCUUCAUUUUCAGAGGUCGCUGCGGCCGAGGAGGCACCAAAAGACAGUGGAGAUUUACAUGCACGCAGACCAUGCAAGAGGGAGAAGAUCAAUUUGUAGGAGAGACACAAGGGAAGGAGCCGUCAUUCACAAGAUCAAGGUGACAAGAAGGAAAAGCAUGCGCAGAAGGCCACGCUUAAUUGGUCUACCAUAAACAUAUAUAUAUAGAUAUCCCUCUGAUACAAGGCUAAAGAUACAGAAUUUAAUCCGUGCAUAAUUCAAUCCUUCUUCAUUUACUCCAACAUUUUGCAUAUUAAACCUUGUACGCGUAAUGUGGUAUUUAAUCAGUAAAGAUGAGGCCUGGAAUUAUUUGAUUGUGAUUUGCAAGAUGUUGAAGCACUUGAAGCAGCCCAAACGUUUCGCCCAACCUGAGAGAGGCAGAACAACCCAAAUCUUCGUAAAAUUAAUAGCACAUAUUGUCCGGAAAAAUUAAUAGCGCAUAAGAUCGCAUCUUGGCAUGAGAAAAGUACAAUCCAUAAUGCCAUCUCCCAUAAAUAAGCCAUUAAACAUGUAUCUGUUCAGCCAGCAACUGAUGCGCCUCAGUUUUACCUCACUAGCUCUAACUGUUCAAAUCAAGACGCUCCAACUUCAAUAUAUGAUUUGUGCCAUUUUAGUGCCCUAAUUCUCAAGAUAUACAGUGCUUUUGGCCUGCUUAACAUUAUGAAAGUUUUCAUGGUUUUAGCUGUGAUCAUGUUUUUCAUGCUCUACAACGUAAGGGAACAUUCUCACAAAAUUAUUGAGCAGUUACUUGUCGAAACGGAACAUUUUCACAAACUUAUUAUCGACUUAUUCACAGAACCGAAUCAAACCUAUCGUGGGCAAUUCUAUCAUGUAAUCAUCCACCGCAAA